AACAAAUCGAGAAAAAAAAAAACUAAAUAAGCGAUGUAUGUUUUGCCUGCAGGGUAUAUUACGUAAUGGACAAGAAAUAGUAGUAAAGAGACUCUCAAGGACUUCUACACAAGGAUUUGAAGAGUUCAAGAAAGAGGUCAUGCUUACUGCUAAACUGCAACAUGUAAAUCUUGUAAGAGUUCUGAGAUUUUGCACUGAAAAAGAAGAACAAACGUUGAUCUACGAAUACAUGCCAAACAAAAGCCUGGAUCAUUUUGUCUAUGAUCCAAUGAGGGGAUCACUUUUAGAUUGGGGAAAACGAGUUCAAAUCAUUGAAGGGGUUACUCAGAGGCUCUUGUACCUCCAAGAGUACUCAAGAUUGACAAUAAUUCACAGGGAUUUGAAAGCGAGCAACAUUUUGUUAGACAACGAGAUGAAGCCCAAGAUCGCGGACUUUGGCAUCGCUAGAAUUUUCCAGAAAGAUGAAUUCGAAUGCAACACUAACCGGAUUGUUGGAACAUAUGGUUAUGUACCUCCUAAAUAUGUAAAACGUGGCAUAUACUCUACUAAAUCAGAUGUUUAUAGCUUCGGAGUUCUUCUUUUACAAAUUAGUAGAAGAAAGCAGAAUAGUUGUUCACAUGGCCUUCAUGAAGACUUAAACCUCCUAGACUAUAGACUAUGUAUGGAGUUCAUGGAUCCAUCACUCAAUGAUACAAAUUCAUCCUAUAAAUUAGUGAGAUGCAUGCAAAUAGCAUUGCUAUGUGUCCAAGAAAAUCCCGUCGAUAGACCCUCCAUGUUGGAACUCUCGUCGGUGCUGAAAAAUGAAACUGCCGCCAUGAACACUCUUAAAAGGCCUGGUUUUUCUUCGAGAAGAGAUGAAGAUGAAGUUCAAGUUCAAGAGUCUACAUCUCAACAAGAAAUUUGGUCAGUUGGUGAUGUAUCCUUUACCGAAACAGUAGCACGAUGA
Molecule: messenger RNA, 946 nt
Organism: Rhododendron vialii
Lineage: Eukaryota; Viridiplantae; Streptophyta; Magnoliopsida; Ericales; Ericaceae
Product: cysteine-rich receptor-like protein kinase 34
Exons: 4
Coding region: 38-946 (302 amino acids)
Biological process (GO): protein phosphorylation
Molecular function (GO): ATP binding; protein kinase activity
Source: RefSeq, a predicted model, not a curated record